Molecule: messenger RNA, 2485 nt
Organism: Chara braunii
Lineage: Eukaryota; Viridiplantae; Streptophyta; Charophyceae; Charales; Characeae
Source: the annotation of a GenBank genome assembly
AGAGAUACAAAAGAAAUUGAAACCUUCGGCAAGGAAUGGUUGGGGAGUGAACAAGGGGGAUGGAUAGCGUCGGUUGCUGGCAAACUCUGCCGCGAGUCUGACAAGUACAGGACGGCCGGUGCCCGUUUUUCGCAGCUGGUGGCUGAUACUUUCCAUGAUGUUCAGGGGGAAAAGGCACCAAAGCUCCGCAGCGGAGUCAAGUUUCAAUGUUGAUGAUGCGCUGGACGUGGAAGAAUUCCUCGAUACUGAUGAGCAAGAGGCGCUCGUGCAAUCUUUUGAAAGACAAAAUGCAAGGCAGGAGCGCAUUUGGCGGGGGUGUCUGUGUAGCUUGGCGCUUGGAUUGGCAUUGUUUUUUGCACAUUCUUCGUAUCGUCAGUCAAAUCACCCACUUUGGGAAACUAAAUAUCAUGCAGUAUUUGCGCCUGUUCUCGAAUCUGAGAGGGUCGUCAUGGCAGAUGCUCUCGGGUCCGCAUCAUUCGCUAUUUCUGGCCUUGGUCUUCUGAUUGGAGUGAAGAAGGUCCGGUGGUGGUGUUUUGGCUCUGCACUCUCCCUAGCACUUGGUGUUGGUGUUUUUUGGGGAUACUAUCUUCACAAGAUCCAAGAGUACCCCUGGUUGUUGCUGCUGCUUCCGAUUGCAGCUCCUGGGUUUGUCAUCUUGUGCAUCUAUGUGGAUCACAUGUUGGCUGAAACUGCGAGAGAGAUACAGAAGCUGCGGCUCUUCAUGUAUCGUUACAAAAAGGCGUAGAGAAGUUUUUGUUGCGGUUAGGGUGCUCUGAGUCUCACGAUGAGAGAAGAUGUUUACAUGUUUGCUGUCAGGAGAUCAGCUUUUCCUUCUUUAGACAGGUAAGACUGCUGGCGCUUUGCUUGAAAGCCCCAAUGCAGCGAUGUAAAAAUGCGUUGUUAGGCUCUCUUCCCCUCUCUUUCCUCCAUUCCCCGUGUAUGCUAGGGGCAAAGGUUGUAUGUCUGGCCCCGCCUUGUGCCGUUCUAAUCUCACCUGCAAUCGCUCUCUUAUUUCAGCUGGACCCUCGUCAAGGGUGCCCGCGUGGUGGAGGUUGUGGAAUUGCUGAUCUGAUCUCCCUCCUCCUACGUCACUUCGCCGGUCAUUCCUGUUGCUGCUUUGACCCUCGUCACCUCCCCCCACCUAGUGAGGGUUCUGAUUCCCCACUUCCCUCUGCAUGUCUGGCUGAGCCUCCUAUCAUUCCGAACCUCACCGUGGAGUACUUUUUUCGCUUGGUCCCACAGUGUCAAAGAAAGGCGCACCGCACAUUGCUUGGGCCCAGUGUGUCGAGGAAGGGUACCCAUAUCCAGUGGUUCUCUUGUACACGGCGCUCUCGGCCGUGGUCCUGGAGUUCUACCCUGUCUGUCGGCCGCCAGGGGGCGCUGUUCAUGUUUACUUCUGUGAGCAGCAGCUGCAGCACCAUCACCCAGCUUUCAGCAGUCUAAUCUCUUCUCUGUGGGCAUCUCAGCCCAAGAGUGUGUCUGACCCUCUUUUCGGACCACUUAGUCGGCUGGACCUGAGUGUACUCUGGGAGUCGAUGCGUUAGCAAGGAUGACGACUAUUCUCGUUCUUUGGCGAGUUUACCCUACCCUCCGUCUUGUUGAGUUGAAUCUGGACAUAUGUAGACCGACCCCGGCUUUGUUUGAGAAUAGGGUUGAGGCGACGGGAGCCCCAUUUGAGAGUUGGCUCGAGCAGUGACAGCGGGGUCUUCAAAGCCGCCCAGCCCUCUCUUCGGUUAAGUCUAGCCAAGUUAACCUGUGUGAACCAGAACAGAAGUUGAGCUCAGGUGGCUCAGGCGGUAUUGCCUCGAGUUGACCUCAUUCAGCUCAGGUGUUCAAAGCUCAAACCUUUGUCACGUACGGUUGAAUUGGGUUGGUGUGACUGCAAUUGUGGCAGUCUGAGUUGAGUUAAUAAGAGGUGACCUGAAUUGACAUGGUUAAGUUGAGCUGACCGGAGGUUCUGUGACUAACAUGAGUCGGACUGAGUUUCGACUUUGAUUGUGGUGGUCUUAGACUCUGAGACUUAACGACAGUAGACCUGAAUCCGAAUCCACGCACUCAGUAAAUCUGAGUUGGCAAGAUCGAUCUGAGACGAACCUGGGUCGGUCAACCUGAGUUAACCUAUAAGUCAAUCUGCAGUUGUGUUGAGUCGAGUUGAGUUGGCCUUAGUUGCUCGUAAAGGAAGGAGGACCUUAAAGCAGUCAAGCUGUUGCUGCUUUUCUCUCCUGGCAAUUUCAGAAGGGCCAAUUUCAACCGUCUCUCUCAUUGUUCCCGACCCGAUUUUCUAGAGCGGAUAGAAUUCACCCGAGUUGAUUCAACUGACCGCCGAUCCCCGACUUGACCUGAGCUGCGCUGGUCGACUUGGCGCUGGCUGGGCAGGACAGCCCUUCUGCAAGUUGGGUUGCGUUUUAGGAGAUGGAGAUUGACGCAAUGAUGCCGUGACUGCUCAACCAUUCGUCUGUGUUGGGACUGCGUUGUGCCAGAUGUG